AAUUCCCACCAAAAACAAACCGCCAAAAAGAGUUGGGCAAUAAAUCAAACAGUUCUACAGAUCUACACUUUAUUGCGUCUCUGGGAAAAUUUAGCAGAAAAUCAGUUUUGAAAUAAGGAAAAUGGCAGGAAAAGGAGGGAAAGGGCUAGUAGCGGGGAAGACAACAGCUGCAGCGGCUGCCAACAAGGAGAAAGACAAGAAAAAACCAAUUUCUCGUUCAUCUCGUGCGGGUCUGCAGUUUCCAGUGGGAAGAAUUCACCGUCAGCUCAAGACCAGAACCUCUGCCCAUGGCAGGGUUGGAGCAACAGCAGCUGUUUACUCUGCUGCAAUUCUGGAGUACCUGACCGCAGAGGUUCUUGAAUUAGCUGGUAAUGCAAGCAAGGAUCUUAAAGUGAAGAGAAUCACUCCCAGGCACUUGCAACUGGCCAUUCGUGGAGAUGAGGAACUUGACACCCUUAUCAAAGGUACUAUUGCUGGUGGCGGUGUCAUCCCUCACAUUCACAAGUCCCUCAUAAACAAAACCACCAAGGAGUGAAAUUCUCCUGUGUUAUCUUAGAUGUAAUUUGACUAAUGACAUUGCCUGUGCUUAUGUUUUUUCCUCUUUAUCUGGGUUAGCUAAUGACAGGGCACUGUUGGUUGUGUUUGAUUAGAAUAAUUAUCUGAUGUAAUGAACUUCUGAACAUAUUAGUUUGAUGUUUUCAUAUUGUUGGUAUGUGGCUUGUUGAUGCAUGUAUGACACUGUUUAUCAUGACACUAUCAGUUUCCAA
Messenger RNA from Solanum pennellii, 767 nucleotides. Its product is annotated as probable histone H2A variant 1. NCBI's taxonomy places the organism in Eukaryota, Viridiplantae, Streptophyta, Magnoliopsida, Solanales, Solanaceae. Gene Ontology annotation, cellular component: nucleosome. The record is from RefSeq and is a predicted model, not a curated record. Gene Ontology annotation, molecular function: structural constituent of chromatin; DNA binding; protein heterodimerization activity. The transcript is spliced from 3 exons. Bases 122 to 535 code for a protein of 137 amino acids.